Parathielavia appendiculata is the source of this 1389-nucleotide messenger RNA. RefSeq lists its product as uncharacterized. The transcript has a single exon. The record is from RefSeq and is a predicted model, not a curated record. NCBI's taxonomy places the organism in Eukaryota, Fungi, Ascomycota, Sordariomycetes, Sordariales, Chaetomiaceae. The coding region runs from base 218 to 1141 and encodes 307 amino acids.
UUGACCGGGUCUAGCGACCACGAACAUGUGGCCGUCCCGAGCCUCUCGCUCUUCUUCUGUAUGCAACUAUACCAAUAUCCAUCGUUUGAUACAUUCACUGUUGAUCCGUAUGAAUCAGUCGUCCUCGCCUAUAGCUGUUGCCAAUCCAACAAUCCCGAUGCUAGACUUUGACCGACUGGACGCGUCUACUUCGUAGUGCCAACCAAGCCCCGACUCCAUGGCUUCCAAAAUCCCGCGCGCGCUGAUAGCGUGGAUGCAGCCCGUCCAUGGCCCUGUUCCCGGUGUCAACAUCUCUUCCAAGAUGCCACGGCAGCUCAUUCCUCCCCGCGUGCAAGCUCCGGCUCCGGCUCGAGCAUUCUUCUCAACAAAGCCGCACCCCGAUCCCGCAGCUCCGCUCCCAGCCGCUGCUGCAAUGCAGAACACGGAGGCACAAUCAUCACGUCCCCGAGAAGCCGAGCCUGAGUUCACGCCCAACCUUGUCGCAUCCCAACUCGGCGACGCCCACAAAAUCAAGGACGCCCUCGAUCUGUACAGGCUCAACGACUGGGGCUUUGUCCUGUUCCGCUGCACCUACCGAUCCCAGGAGAAAUGGGACAAGUUUGCCGCCCUUGUUUGGGGGCACGCCCGCGACCCCUUCGAGGAGGCCGGGCUAAUGCACGUCUACGCUCGCAUGCGCUGGACCGUCUUCGAGAACCCGGCCGGGCUCGACGGCGCUGACAUAGUCGAGACGAGCCGCCGGUUCAUGGACUGGGUGGAGCGGGGCCCGGGCGGCCGGGAGCUGGCGGGCAGUGUGUUCUGCAACUUCCCGCCAGACUGUGUUGACACGCCGAGGCACACUUUCUUCUUGCACGUCGACGAGGAGAGCCUGGAGAGCGUGGUGGACGACGCGAGGGCGAGGGAAAAGGGCGGGUACUUUUGCACGGUGGUGAGAGCGAACAAUGUGUUCUUUAACGGGGUAGAGGCUCUAGGGAAUGGUGAGUAUCUCUGGGAUGGGGGGCGGAGACUGGAGGAGGAAGACAUGGAGGAUAUAUGCAAGCGCGUCAGGAUCGAUGAUCUGGUUGGUGUGUAUGCCGACCUCCAAGUCAGCCAAGACCUGUGGUAUUGCCUCGCACAGUUUGGCGACAACAUUUUCGUGCGCUGAGUUGCCAACUUAGCUUACUCGAACCGACCUGCCUUUACGAUGUACAACACAUCCUGAGGAGAAGCUCGAUAGCUUUGAUCGCCUUGCUGUUACGGUCACGCUCAAUGGAGAGACACGUUGGGACUCAGGUUUCGGAGCGAGCUAAGCCUAAGGAGUCGGGUGCAACUGAGCCCGCAAAGAGCGUGCACCUCCGGGAGUAGCGAUCAGGCCAUCUACCUGCAGCUCGAAAUACCUAAUCUACAUACAAG